UUCCCCUGAAGACACCCUUAGUAUCAGGCAGAGAACCAGCCCUCCACCUGGCCAGAGGGACACUGAGUUGUGUCAUUCUGCAGCCUCCCGUUCCCUCUAGGGCCCAUGGGCCUUGCCCCUGACCCUGGGGACAUCCAGCUCAGGUCUGCCCUCAUGGCCUCAAGUUAGGAGCUACAAAAUUUUAACUAGACAUAUUGAUCAUUAACAGGGGGUCGAAAGGAGUCCACACACAGUCUCACUGGGAGGCACAGAUUCACAGUGCCUGGGGCCUCCUGUGGAGAUGAUGGGCCCCCGAGUCUGGUCCUCUGUGAGGCAGGGCCUAAGCAGAGGCCUGGCCCAGAACAUAAAGGGCUUGGCCUCAGGGGAGGGGAGGAAGAUGGAUAUUGCAGGCAUCUACCCCCCUGUGACUACCCCCUUCACUGCCACCGCAGAGGUGGACUAUGGGAAACUGGAAGAGAAUCUACACAAAUUGGGCACCCUCCCCUUCCGAGGCUUUGUGGUCCAGGGCUCAACUGGCGAAUUCCCCUUCCUGACCAGCAGUGAACGCCUACAGGUGGUGAGCCGAGCACGCCAGGCCAUGCCCAAGGACAAGCUCCUGCUAGCUGGCUCCGGCUGCGAAUCCACUCAAGCCACAGUAGAGAUGACUGUCAGCAUGGCCCAGGUCGGGGCUGAUGCAGCCAUGGUGGUGACCCCAUGCUACUAUCGCGGCCGCAUGAGCAGUGCAGCCCUCAUUCACCACUACACCAAGGUUGCUGACCUCUCUCCAAUCCCUGUGGUGCUGUACAGUGUCCCAGCCAACACGGGGCUGGACCUGCCUGUGGAUGCAGUGGUCACACUUUCCCAGCACCCGAACAUCGUGGGCAUGAAGGACAGUGGUGGUGAUGUGACCAGGAUUGGGCUGAUUGUUCACAAGACCAGAAGGCAGGAUUUCCAGGUGUUGGCUGGCUCGGCGGGUUUCCUGCUGGCCAGCUAUGCUGUGGGAGCUGUGGGGGGCGUGUGUGCCCUGGCCAAUGUCCUUGGGGCUCAGGUGUGCCAGCUGGAGCGACUCUGCCUCACAGGGCAAUGGGAAGAUGCCCAAAAGCUGCAGCACCGCCUCAUUGAGCCAAACGCUGCGGUGACCCGGCGCUUCGGGAUCCCAGGGCUGAAGAAAACCAUGGACUGGUUUGGCUACUAUGGAGGCCCCUGCCGUGCCCCUCUGCAGGAGCUGAGCCACACAGAGGAGGAGGCACUGCGUGUGGAUUUCACCAGCAAUGGAUGGCUCUGAGGGCAAGCAGGGUCCAUGGCUGGCCUGAGCCCAUCUCAGCUUCCUGUCUUACGCUACAGCCUGAAGAGGAGCCUGGGGGUGGGAGGGGAUUAGGAGUAGAGGCUCCCUUGCCUACUUCUGUCUUCCAGGUAGCCUUCCACAAGGCAAGCCCAUGCGCAUCUCCUAUUCUCACUGCCCCAUGACUUCACACUUUCAAAUCCCAAACUCUGUUUCUAGACAUGCUCUUCCUAGUCUUUAAUCUUUAGACUGGGAAGGAGCAAUUUCAAUUUCAUACCUGCCUUUCCACUGUGGAUGCUUUCCUAUGUCUUGGCCAGGAGCCAGAAGGAAGGGCAAAGGUGCAGUUGGGCACAGUAAGGGAAUUUAUUUUAUGGAGGGGCAACUAUUUAGACUUAGGGCUACAAACCUGAGUCUAGCACAAUAGAGCUGUGAGCCAGGGCUACUCCUCAGAACCUAAGUUCUGACUCCUUCGAGGGAAAGCAGUUAAGUUAAAAAAUUAAUCAGGAAGGUGUGAUGAGUCUUUGAAAGCUUCCCCAAAGCUGCAUUCUAGCCACAACACCCUUUCCUAAAUCUAUUUUCAUUCAUCCCACAUUCUUAUCUCUAGCUUUGAAUGUAAUCUUUAGUACACGUAGCCCAAUGGCUUGUCAGAUUAGUAAAUAAUGACACCUGGUGGCUAAAUGUUGCAUUCUCAACUAUUCUGGCCAGCCUAGGGCUGAAAUACUAGGGAGGGGUACUGAGCCUGAGACAGGGCCAUCCUCCUGCCUACAGACACAUGGCUUUUAUUAUU
This is a messenger RNA of Otolemur garnettii (small-eared galago), 2048 nucleotides long. RefSeq names its product 4-hydroxy-2-oxoglutarate aldolase 1 (gene HOGA1). Gene Ontology annotation, molecular function: N-acetylneuraminate lyase activity; 4-hydroxy-tetrahydrodipicolinate synthase activity. The coding region runs from base 281 to 1264 and encodes 327 amino acids. The record is from RefSeq and is a predicted model, not a curated record. Gene Ontology annotation, biological process: N-acetylneuraminate catabolic process. Lineage: Eukaryota; Metazoa; Chordata; Mammalia; Primates; Galagidae. The transcript is spliced from 7 exons.